AUGUUCGUCGCCCCUCUCUCCGUGGUCUUCGUUGCGCUGUUCAACGCCCUCUCCCUCGCGGCCGCCGUGAAGCGCGUCAACGUCACACGCGACACGCGUUACGACUUCCCCAGCAACAGCAACAACGCCGACGACACCAACAACGGCUGCUCAGGAUCCGAUAUGACGAGUUAG
Messenger RNA from Epithele typhae, 174 nucleotides. RefSeq lists its product as uncharacterized. The transcript has 2 exons. Bases 1 to 174 code for a protein of 57 amino acids. NCBI's taxonomy places the organism in Eukaryota, Fungi, Basidiomycota, Agaricomycetes, Polyporales, Epitheliaceae. The record is from RefSeq and is a predicted model, not a curated record.